Molecule: messenger RNA, 1856 nt
Organism: Exophiala mesophila
Lineage: Eukaryota; Fungi; Ascomycota; Eurotiomycetes; Chaetothyriales; Herpotrichiellaceae
Exons: 2
Coding region: 66-1655 (529 amino acids)
Biological process (GO): protein insertion into mitochondrial outer membrane
Cellular component (GO): outer membrane; SAM complex
Source: RefSeq, a predicted model, not a curated record
AUGCCGUAUAGCUCCAUGCUCCUCCUGCACAUGCCCAGGUGCUGAUCACCAGCCCGUCGGUCUUCAUGGCCUCUUCUCCCAUCCCGGCACCUCCUCCGCCGCCUUCAGAGCCAGUUCCUGAAGCUGUUCCUGAAGAGCGCAUCUUUGACUUGCUGAAGCAGGCCGAUCCCCAAGAGCUUGAGCGGAGACAAGCCGCAAUCAACGACAAGAUUCACAAAACCUUUCAGCUCAGCCAGAUGAGACUUGCCGAGUUGAUUGACCAGAAUAGCACGCUUCCCACUACUGUCGCCUCUGUCACCGUUCUUGGAGCCCCCAACACCCGCCAUGGCUUUCUCAAACGACUCAUAAAUCCUCUGCUCAGUGCCAAUCGAGAUCGCCCUUACACCCAGUCUGAGUUGAUCCACGAAAUUUCCCUCACUGCCCAGAAGCUCAGAAAGUUCGGCAUAUAUCACGAACCAAUCUCCGUCCAUCUCGACAAGCCAUCCAAAACUGAUCCUUCCACCACACCUACCGAUGUUGCCGUGUACUACUCUGUCAAGGAAAGAAGCCGGAUAUUUGCAAAGACAGGGACAGAUCUUGGUAAUGCUGAAGGUUCGGCCUAUGCCAAUGUUCAGUGGAGGAACGUCCUGGGCGGCGCAGAAACCUUGGACGUGAAUGCCUCGAUAGGCACAAAGACGCGAUCUUCAUACUCGGCAACCAUUGAUACCCCAAUCCUGAGCGACCCAGAUUUUCGCUUUCAGGUCGGUGGUGUCCAGAGCGCCACACAGAAAGUUUUUGCGAGCCACGAAGAAGUGCUCAAAGGAGGUUGGACCAAGCUACGGUGGCUGACGGCGAAUGGAUCUUCACAUGAACUUGGCUACAAUGGAUUCUGGCGACAAGUCACGGGUCUCGCGCAGAAUGCUUCACCUACCAUCAAGAACGAAGCCGGGGACUCGGUCAAGAGUAGUAUAUCCCACACUUGGACGACAGAUCGCAGAGACAACCCGCAAUUACCGUCCCGAGGCUAUUAUGCGAAGACGGCCUCUGAACUCGCAGGAUGGGGUCCGUUACGGGGAGACGUGGCAUUUUUCAAGACCGAGGCAGAGACACAAACUGCAAUCCCAAUUCCUUUCCCUGGAAUCAGAGGUGAUAGUGGAAUCAGCUUCACGACAGGUCUUCGUGCAGGACUGUUGUACCCAUUGGCGUUGGGCUCCAACCCCAACCCUGAGCUUUCGAGAGUGAACGAUCGUUUCCAGUUGGGAGGUCCCACAGAUGUGCGAGGUUUCCGAUUAUCAGGUCUGGGCCCUCACGACGGUCCUGACGCUGUGGGAGGGGAUUUGUACGCAGCAGGAAGCGCGAACCUGUUCCUACCGUUGCCAAAAGUUGGCAAAGACAAACCACUUCGAUUUCAAGCGUUUGUCAACGGAGGUCGGCUCCUUGCCAUCCGGAAUCCAAAUCAAGAUGGCCCUUUGACGAGUAGCCAAGUGAAGCAAGGCGUGUCGGACGCCAUCACAGAGCUUGGAAACGGACUCCCCAGUGUAUCUGCAGGGGUGGGACUAGUAUACGCUCAUCCUGUGGCUCGAUUUGAGCUCAACUUCUCUCUGCCGCUGGUCAUCCGAAAGCAUGAAGAAGCCAGGAAAGGGGUUUCUUUCGGAAUUGGCAUCAAUUUCCUGUAGAAGUAGAUAAAAGGCAGGCAGGCAGUUGUCAACAGCAAAUAAUUACGAAGACCAUGUCGGUAUUGAGGCGAUGUGCAUACAGUUGCAGAGUUGCAAGAGUUGCGUUGUUGGUGGGGAUGACAUGGAGGAGUGGCCAGUUGUUCAAAGUUUCCAAUUAUAUUCCACGUAUUUUGUAACUGGACACUCCAACUUCGACCCAAG